AUGACCAGCCGAGAGGUGGUACAGAGGAGGUGCAGAGGUGGCGCCCCUGCAGCAGCUGGUGCCCUCGGCCUCCCCGACGUGGUAGCUGUGGAGAAGCGGGAUCAGGGCAGGCAGGACGCCCUGACCCCAGGGUUGGGCGUCCUGCCUGCCUCUGCUCACCAGCCCUCUCCCUUCUCCCCCAUCUCCCCGCCUUGCUCACCUGUGAUGGCUCAGGUACAGCACACUGCCCCCAGCCCUGGGUGGAGGACCGACUCAGCCCCUGCCUCUUCUUUCCCUCCAGCUGCCUUCCUCGGGGACAUUGCCCUGGACGAGGAGGACCUGAGGGCCUUCCGGGUGCAGCAGGCUGCGGACCUCAGACAGCGCACAGCCCGAAGGUCCUCCAUCAGAGCCACAGGCACGCCAGGAAACUCCUCCACCCCUGGUUGCCAGGGCACCCGCGGGCAGCCUCGGAGGCAAACCUGCGGGAGAUGGCGAGGCCGGUCUCGGAGCCGGAGGGCAGCGACAUCCAGACCUGAGCGCGUCUGGCCAGACGGGGUCAUCCCCUUCGUCAUUGGGGGAAACUUCACUGGCAGCCAGAGGGCCGUCUUCCGGCAGGCCAUGAGGCACUGGGAGAAGCACACCUGUGUCACUUUCCUGGAGCGCACCGACGAGGACAGCUACAUCGUGUUCACCUACCGACCCUGCGGGUGUGUUUCUGCUGGGCCCUGGCCGGAGGCCAUCUCCAUCGGCAAGAACUGUGACAAGUUCGGCAUCGUGGUCCACGAGCUGGGCCAUGUCAUUGGCUUCUGGCAUGAGCACACGAGGCCCGACCGGGACCGCCACGUGUCCAUCGUGCGCGAGAACAUCCAGCCAGGACAGGAGUAUAACUUCCUGAAGAUGGAGGUCCAGGAGGUGGAGUCGCUGGGGGAGACCUACGACUUUGACAGCAUCAUGCACUACGCCCGGAACACGUUUUCCAGGGGCAUCUUCCUGGAUACCAUCGUCCCCAAGUACGAGGUGAAUGGGGUGAAGCCUCCCAUUGGCCAGAGGACCCGGCUCAGCAAGGGCGACAUUGCCCAAGCACGCAAGCUCUACAAGUGCCCAGCCUGCGGAGAGACCCUGCAAGACAGCACGGGCAACUUCUCUUCCCCCGAGUACCCCAACGGCUACUCUGCCCACAUGCACUGUGUCUGGCGCAUCUCCGUCACCCCUGGGGAGAAGAUCAUUCUCAACUUCACGUCCAUGGAUCUGUACCGCAGCCGCCUGUGCUGGUACGACUACGUGGAGGUGCGCGACGGCUUCUGGAGGAAGGCGCCCCUCCGAGGCCGCUUCUGUGGGGGCAAGCUGCCCGAACCUAUCGUCUCCACGGACAGCCGCCUGUGGGUUGAGUUCCGCAGCAGCAGCAACUGGGUCGGAAAGGGCUUCUUCGCUGUCUACGAAGCCAUCUGUGGGGGCGAUGUGAAAAAGGACAACGGCCACAUCCAGUCACCCAACUACCCCGACGAUUACCGACCCAGCAAGGUGUGCAUCUGGCGGAUUCAGGUGUCCGAGGGCUUCCACGUGGGGCUGACCUUCCAGUCCUUCGAGAUCGAGCGCCACGACAGCUGUGCCUACGACUACCUGGAGGUGCGCGAUGGGCACAGCGAGAGCAGCAGCCUCAUCGGGCGCUACUGCGGCUACGAGAAGCCCGACGACAUCAAGAGCACGUCCAGCCGCCUCUGGCUCAAGUUCGUCUCCGACGGCUCCAUUAACAAGGCUGGCUUCGCCGUCAACUUUUUCAAAGAGGUGGACGAGUGCUCGCGGCCCAACCGCGGGGGCUGUGAGCAGCGGUGCCUCAACACCCUGGGCAGCUACAAGUGCAGCUGCGACCCGGGGUACGAGCUGGCCCCCGACAAGCGCCGCUGCGAGGCGGCCUGCGGCGGCUUUCUCACCAAGCUCAACGGCUCCAUCACCAGCCCGGGCUGGCCCAAGGAAUACCCCCCAAACAAGAACUGCAUCUGGCAGCUGGUGGCCCCCACCCAGUAUCGCAUCUCCCUGCAGUUCGACUUCUUCGAGACGGAGGGCAAUGACGUGUGCAAGUACGACUUCGUGGAGGUACGCAGCGGGCUCACAGCCGAUUCCAAGCUGCACGGCAAGUUCUGCGGCUCCGAGAAGCCCGAGGUCAUCACCUCCCAGUACAACAACAUGCGCGUGGAGUUCAAAUCUGACAACACCGUGUCCAAGAAGGGCUUCAAGGCCCACUUCUUCUCAGACAAGGACGAGUGCUCCAAGGACAACGGGGGCUGCCAGCAGGACUGCGUCAACACCUUCGGCAGCUACGAGUGCCAGUGCCGCAGCGGCUUCGUCCUCCACGAUGACAAGCACGGCUGCAAGGAAGCUGGCUGUGACCACAAGGUGACGUCCACCAGCGGCACCAUCACCAGCCCCAACUGGCCCGACAAAUACCCCAGCAAGAAGGAGUGCACCUGGGCCAUCUCUAGCACGCCUGGGCACCGGGUCAAGCUGACCUUCGUGGAGAUGGACAUCGAGUCUCAGCCCGAGUGUGCCUAUGACCACCUGGAGGCUUACGACGGGCGCGAUGCCAAGGCCCCUGUGCUCGGCCGCUUCUGUGGCACCAAGAAGCCCGAGCCAGUCCUGGCCACAGGCAGUCGCAUGUUCCUGCGCUUCUACUCUGACAACUCGGUGCAGAGGAAGGGCUUCCAGGCGACCCACUCCACAGAGUGCGGGGGCCAGCUGCGGGCAGAGGUGAAGACCAAGGACCUGUACUCUCACGCCCAGUUCGGCGACAACAACUACCCUGGGGGUGCGGACUGUGAGUGGGUCAUCGUGGCCGAGGAGGGCUACGGCGUGGAGCUCGUGUUCCAGACCUUCGAGGUGGAGGAGGAGACCGACUGCGGCUACGACUACAUGGAGCUCUUCGACGGCUACGACAGCACGGCCCCCAGGCUGGGGCGCUACUGCGGCUCAGGGCCUCCCGAGGAGGUGUACUCAGCCGGAGAUUCCGUCCUGGUGAAAUUCCACUCGGAUGAUACCAUCACCAAAAAAGGCUUCCACCUGCGGUAUACCAGCACCAAGUUCCAGGACACACUCCACAGCAGGAAGUGACCGCGGCCCUCAGCAGGGGUGGGGGCGCGAGGCCUGCUCCCUGUCACCUGGACCCGACAACGGGGGCAGGCAGAGGGCGACACGCUGUCCGUCUCCCCCGGACCUGCAGGCCCGACGGGCCACGCGAGGCUGUCCUCAGGAGGUGGGGGACUGGACUCCAUCGGCCACUUCUCCAUGAUUCCCCCACCCGAGUGAGGGGCCAGCCCAGGGAGCCAGCGCCUUCGGCAAGACACUUGAAGUGACUGCUCCUCCCUGGGCCCUGCCCGCCCCCACCUGCCUGCUGUGUACAGCCGGAGCCACUGGUGGCGUACUCUUCAUUGUAAAGGACGUUUCGCCCCUUCCUCCACUGGCUUUCGAGAGCCCCGACUCCCCUUUCCUGGGGCUUGUCUGCCUGCCAGGAGCCGUGGUGGGGAGAGCCGGAGGCGAGGGAAGGAGAAACGAGACAGGGCCUCCCUCAGGCCCAGGGCUGGACAGCCACACCAGGGCAUCCCAGCCAAUAAACCGAAAGUGUUACAGCCACAA
This is a messenger RNA of Tupaia belangeri chinensis (Chinese tree shrew), 3606 nucleotides long. RefSeq names its product bone morphogenetic protein 1 (gene BMP1). The record is from RefSeq and is a predicted model, not a curated record. The transcript has 21 exons. Bases 1 to 3084 code for a protein of 1027 amino acids. Gene Ontology annotation, biological process: proteolysis. Gene Ontology annotation, molecular function: calcium ion binding; metalloendopeptidase activity; zinc ion binding. Lineage: Eukaryota; Metazoa; Chordata; Mammalia; Scandentia; Tupaiidae.